AGACUCCAGAGGAGGGACAAGGACGCCUGAACUACAGAAGCCAGGGUGACGCUGGAGCAGGGCUGGAAGGAGAGACGUGAACAUCACUUGGGAGUAACUUAUUAGGUGUUAUGGGAGAGGGAGAAGGACAAGUCGAGGAAGAUUCCCAGGUUUCUGGUUUGGACAAUGGGAUGGGGAAACUGACUCCAUGAAGCUCAGGCCUGGCCGCGGUCAGGGUAGAAUCAGGACUGGAACCCAGGCUGUAUGGCUGCGGCCCUGACCCUCACCAUCCAUGUCAGGCAGAGAACACUCAGGUGGGGCAGGAGGGCCGUCCACCUCACAUUCUGGGGUCACCCUCCACGGGAUGCAGACCUUGCUUUCCCUUCGGGCAGGUUCCAAAUAUUGACGCUUACCUUCAGGUCUUGGCCCCCAUGGUGUGGGGCUUGGUCACAGCUGCUUCCCCAGCCCCAGGCCUGCAUGAAGAAGGCACUCACUAAAUGCUUGCUGUUGAGGUGAGUGAAGCUGAGGGUGGAAUCCGAGAGUGGGAGGAGGAGGAGAAGGAGGAGGAGGCAGCAGAGAGGACACCCACGGGAGAAAAGUCUCCAAACUCUCCCGGGACUUUGCUGUCUCUGAGAGGGAAGGCCUGGACGGGGGGCCGCAUGGAAGUCAAGCUGGAGCUGCACCCCUUGCAGAACAGGUGGGCUCUGUGGUUCUUCAAGAAUGACCGCAGCCGGGCCUGGCAGGACAACCUGCACCUGGUCACCAAGGUGGACACUGUGGAGGACUUCUGGGCGCUAUACAGUCACAUCCAGCUGGCCAGCAAGCUCUCCUCUGGCUGUGACUAUGCCCUCUUCAAGGAUGGCAUCGAGCCCAUGUGGGAGGACAGCAGGAAUAAGCGGGGUGGCCGCUGGCUGGUCAGCCUGGCCAAGCAGCAGCGCCACAUUGAGCUGGACCGGCUGUGGCUGGAGACGCUGCUGUGUCUGAUCGGGGAGAGCUUUGAGGAACACAGCAGAGAGGUAUGUGGGGCCGUCGUCAACAUCCGCACCAAGGGGGACAAGAUCGCUGUGUGGACGAGGGAGGCGGAAAACCAGGCGGGCGUGCUGCACAUUGGGCGUGUAUACAAAGAGCGCCUGGGCCUCUCCCCAAAGACCAUCAUUGGGUACCAGGCCCAUGCAGACACAGCCACCAAGAGCAACUCCCUAGCCAAGAACAAGUUUGUGGUGUGAGGGGGGCCUUGGCACCCCUCCUAUGUAAUGGGACAGCCACCACUGAGCCUCAUUACUUUGGGGGAUGGGGCGGGACUGGGGAUCAGACAGCCUAGUUCUUACCUGUCCUCAAGUGAACAGGAAUGCAAACAUUCUUUAACAUGAGUUGGGGCCUGAGCCUUAGGGGCUAGAUGGGGGUAGUGGUGGCAGUCUGAGGACCUAGCUUGUCCUGGGGCCACAGGACAGCAGCAGGGUGGAAAAAACUCCUGGGGGUGGGGUGAGUCAUGGCGGGGAAGGAGGGCUCUAUGGUAGGCGGAGAAGCCCAUAGUCCAGUGUUUACUGUUUCCACCCAGGAAGGAGGUGAGGUGGCCUGAGAGACAGACUCUUCCAUGGGUGGUGGGCUCAAGGGCACAGACACGCUGGAGGGUGAACGCCAUCAUUUGUACAGAGGGAUACGUGGGUUGCUGAGGACUGAGAGAGCCUUGCAAGGCCGCUCCCCUUCUCCCCAGCUGUGACCAUGGCUGUCUGGGCCUUGCCUGCCUCAGGGCCAGACUGAAGUGGAGGUGGAGGGAUGCUGGGCUAGGCCUCACCAAGGUUCUGGUAGAAGUGGUGGAAGUGGAUAAACUUGAUAAUAAAAGCUUAAGCAUC
Molecule: messenger RNA, 1832 nt
Organism: Pan troglodytes (chimpanzee)
Lineage: Eukaryota; Metazoa; Chordata; Mammalia; Primates; Hominidae
Gene: EIF4E1B
Product: eukaryotic translation initiation factor 4E family member 1B
Exons: 9
Coding region: 477-1205 (242 amino acids)
Biological process (GO): translational initiation
Cellular component (GO): eukaryotic translation initiation factor 4F complex; cytoplasm
Molecular function (GO): translation initiation factor activity; RNA 7-methylguanosine cap binding
Source: RefSeq, a predicted model, not a curated record